CUGCUAAUGCGAUAGGGAAGAAAGAGAAUUGAAAGAGCUUGGCAAAUCGACCAUGGAUAUCCUGAAACAAGAGAUGAUGAAGAAGAGAAAGAGCUUGGCCGAAGACGUCGGUGGAAGGAAGAUAUUCAAGCGCUCCGAAAUCGAACAGAAACGGAUCCAGAAGAUUCGAGAGGAAGAGAAGCGUGAGAUGGAAGCCAAAUCCCUUAAGCAGCAACAGCAGCGGCAACAGACCGACCAACGCAACGGAUUUUCUUCUGACUCUUCUUCAAACCCUAAUUCCAAGAUCGAAACCUCCAAUUCGAAGCCCGAUUCUGUGAUGAGCGCUUCCUCUUCCAAAACCCUAGCCGACGAACAAAAAAUUGACGAUCUUAACCUUCCGAGGCAAGACGUAAUACGCCGCCUGCGGUUGCUGAAACUUCCGAUAACGCUCUUUGGAGAAGAUGAUGACGCGAGGCUCGAUCGGCUCAAGUAUGUGUUGAAAAACGGUCUUUUUGAGAUUGAUGACAGCGACAUGACGGAGGGUCAGACUAAUGACUUCCUUCGAGAUAUUGUUGAGUUGAAGAACCGACAGAAAUCUGGAAUUUCAACUGAUAGGAAGAGGAAGGCAACAAAGGAGGAUAGAUCCGAGGACAAGGAAAUGGACGGUGGCGAUGGGAACUUGAGUGGAGAUGCUGGUUCCUCAGGUGCUGAUCACGACCAGGAUUUGAAGCGAAUGAAGACGAAUUUUGAGGAAUUAUGUGACCUAGACAAAAUCCUCGUCUUCUUCAAGAGGCUAUUGAAUGAGUGGAAGCAGGAGCUUGAUGAGAUGGGCGAGACAGAGAAGAGGACAGCCAAAGGGAAAUCGAUUGUUGCCACAUUCAAGCAGUGUGCUAGGUAUUUGCAUCCCCUGUUCAAAUUCUGCAGGAAGAAGAUUCUUCCAGAAGAUAUUCGUCGGGCAUUGAUAGUGGUGGUAAAAUGCUGCAUGAAAAGAGAUUACCUGGCUGCAAUGGAUCAAUACAUAAAAAUGGCGAUUGGAAAUGCACCUUGGCCAAUUGGAGUGACUAUGGUUGGUAUUCACGAACGUUCAGCCCGCGAGAAGAUUUACACAAAUAGUGUUGCCCAUAUCAUGAACGAUGAAACAACUCGUAAGUACCUGCAAUCUGUUAAGAGAUUGAUGACUUUCUGCCAGAGGAAGUAUCCUGCACUUCCAUCGAAAGCAGUUGAGUUCAAUAGCUUAGCAAAUGGUAGUGACUUGCAAUCCUUGUUAGCAGAAGAGACAGCUCGUGAAUCUGGCUAUCAUGGUCAUGGUUCAGAGGAAAUGCUUAGACUGAUGCCUGCCCCAAAAGGAUGACCCUACAGGAGAGGUACCAUUUCUUUCCAACAUUAUAGUAGAAGAAGAACAAACACUAUGCUUCUUGUCUCUUCAGUGAUAAAUUCUAAGAGUGGCAAAUGCAAACUACACCUUAACUUCUUUUAUGUUGUUGUGGAUGUUACAUUGCUGACAGCUUUUCAGUUGUGUAAUUGUAACAUUAAGACUAGUUAUUCAACACCAUCUAUCUGUCAUUUUUAUUUUUGUCAAACA
Impatiens glandulifera is the source of this 1561-nucleotide messenger RNA. RefSeq names its product pre-mRNA-splicing factor 18. Bases 53 to 1330 code for a protein of 425 amino acids. The transcript is spliced from 2 exons. Gene Ontology annotation, biological process: RNA splicing; generation of catalytic spliceosome for second transesterification step. Gene Ontology annotation, cellular component: U4/U6 x U5 tri-snRNP complex; U2-type post-spliceosomal complex; U5 snRNP. The record is from RefSeq and is a predicted model, not a curated record. Lineage: Eukaryota; Viridiplantae; Streptophyta; Magnoliopsida; Ericales; Balsaminaceae.